This is a messenger RNA of Colletotrichum destructivum, 1958 nucleotides long. RefSeq lists its product as uncharacterized. The record is from RefSeq and is a predicted model, not a curated record. The transcript is spliced from 2 exons. Lineage: Eukaryota; Fungi; Ascomycota; Sordariomycetes; Glomerellales; Glomerellaceae. Bases 762 to 1958 code for a protein of 398 amino acids.
UCUGAGUGGAGGGAAACUUGGAGCUCCCGAGCUAAGCCGUUUUCGUCUUGGGCGGCCCGUAGGGAUCCCCGGGAAGAUCAACCUGCACUUGGUCCGUGCGCCAGCGCUAUCAUCUCGUCCCAGACUUUAGGUACCUUACACUAUUCCAGACCGUUGACUUGAUCUGAUACUGAACACACUCGUCCUUUCGACCCCAACCCCUUCAAAUAUCCUCCCUCUAGGACCCCCAUCUGUAUCCGUCUUCAAGAUUGACUAUCGAUAAUUGUGCUACACCAACUCGCCGCUUUUUCCAGGUCCGGCCAGUACUGAUGGCGCACUGCCUUGUUUUCUCGUCUCAACCAUUAUCUCACAAUCGAGAUACGCGCUUCCCAGGUUCUCAGACCUGAUGCCGAGCAAGUCUCGCCGCCCAAUCAUCGCAGGUGACCGCCAAGUCACCACCCAAUAUGGCAAUGUGGCAGGCCUCAGACCGUUCUAGCCAGAAACUGCAGUCAGGAAGAUUGCAUCUUCUGCUGUGCCGCACAGCUUCCCCUGUCUAGCCAUAGUCACUGGGCGACGACCCCUACCUGGGCUUUCAUGCGCGCGAUCGAGUGACGCCCCCGUUCUGUGCUUUAAUACCUACCCUGCCUCAGCCCUCAUACCCCCCGCGACAUCGGGCCAUGAAGACUUUAAACGGAGGCCGGGACCUUGUUGAAUGUCUUGAGAGUUUCCAGGUCCUUAUCCCGGCCAUGUAAUGCGUGGACCGCAAAGCCCCGCUCUCCAAUAUGAACGCGCCCGACGACGACGACGACAGGUCCAGCGGCGGCCCGAAGUACAUUUUCGAGCGGCACGAGGAGAAGAAGAUUAGGCGUCGGCUGAUCAUGAGCGCCUUCUUCUUUGACUUCUUCGCCAUGGCGGUCAUCAUCGCCCUUUGCGUCGGCGGCUGGACGAGGAGCAACGAGGGCUGGGCGACCACCACCAUGAGCGAAGAUUCGCACCUCGUCACGUGGUCGGCAGCAUACCGUCGCAGCGAGACCGGGCUCCAAAGCACCUUCGUCGUGAGCUGGUUUCUUAGCAGCACCUGCUACAGCGAGUACAACAAUAACAACGACUUCGCCCAGGGCGGCUGCAUCCACCGGAAGCCCGGCAGCCCCUUCAACCUCGGCAAGAUUAUGUACGAGAUCGAAAUCAAACUGGUCGAGACGGCCAGUGCGUAUUAUGGCGUGGGCGUGGAAGGCAUGUUUGAGGGUCUGGAAGGCGCUGACUUGUCUUCCGCCGCCACGAUAACCUCGUCGCGCGACGCCGUCGCCUCCUACGUUGUCUUCUUGGUGCUGUCUCUUGGAGCGUGGAUGUGGCACGGCUUCGUCAAGAGGAAUUCGAUCGUAAUCAAGCUCAACACCUGGCGCGUCAUGGCAUGUACGCAAGCCCUCGCGGCGAUCGCGCUGCUGGUCGCCUCGGCUUUGACGACAGCAUCCGCUUUGAAGGCGAAUGCCGUGCUCGGGAAGUACGAGAGCGUUUUCGAAUACCACUCGGCAGGCACUUCUUUCAAGGCCAUGACAUGGUGUGCGUUCGGCAGUCACCUAUUCAGCUUGCUGGCGUAUUUCGGUUCCAUCUUCAUGUGGCAGCGACUGCAGCGGCCGGAGCUCUAUCCUCCAGAGCCGGAACCGGAGCCGGGCGCGGUUCCACUCGCGGUCGCAGGGUUUGGAGAAAACAGACGAAACCGACGAGACGCGCCCGUUCACAGGGAGCAUGAUCCGAACAACGUCGACGACGAACUGCCGCCCUACUCGAGGGUUGACCCGAUCGGAAUGAAUAUAAGUGGGAGAAGGAGCCCGAGGGGGUCUGGGGCAUCGCCAGGGUCCGACGAAGACAUUGAGCUGGGACCGAUGGGAGGCCACGGGGACAUGCAUGACGUUGAUAUGACUGUGCCGGCACCAGACUACGAGCUCCACGCGAGGCCGUCGGAUCGCGCCGGUGCUUGA